CACGACAUCGCCGCCCUGGUGCUGGGCAUCGUCCUCAUCCUGCUCAUCGUGGGCGGCAACGGGCUGGUGUGCCUCAGCGUCUGCACGGAGCGGGCGCUAAAGACCACCACCAACUACUUCAUCGUCAGCCUCGCCGUCGCCGACCUGCUGCUCGCUCUCCUCGUCCUGCCCCUCUACGUCUACUCCGAGUUCCAGGGAGGCGUGUGGUCCCUCAGCACGGUGCUGUGCGAUGCCCUGAUGACCAUGGACGUGAUGCUGUGCACGGCCUCCAUCUUCAACCUCUGUGCUAUCAGUGUGGAUCGGUUUAUCGCUGUUUCAAUCCCACUGAACUACAACCGGCGACAAAUCGACCUGCGGCAGUUGAUCCUUAUAUCCACCACCUGGAUAUUUGCCUUUGCUGUAGCAUCCCCAGUCAUAUUUGGCCUCAACAACGUCCCAAACCGGGACCCCAGCUUGUGUCAGCUGGAGGAUGACAACUACAUCGUGUACUCCUCCAUCUGCUCCUUCUUCAUCCCUUGCCCCGUCAUGCUGGUGCUCUACUGCGCCAUGUUCCAAGGACUCAAGCGUUGGGAAGAAGCCAGGAAAGCCAAGCUGAGGGGCAGCAUCUACGGGGCCAACAGGAAGCUGUAUCACCCCUCAACCUUUAUUGAGAGCAAGCAGACCGGACUGGAGCCAGAGGGGUGCAACCCUUACGCCCGCUCUGACCACCCUGGGGACUAUGUGAUGAACAAUGGGAUCCAGACUGUCUCCUACCCACACCUCAAGUACUCACACCCAGGACACAGUCAGAAGCGAGCCAAGAUCAACGGCCGGGAGCGGAAGGCCAUGCGGGUGCUGCCUGUCGUCGUCGGUGCUUUCCUCUUCUGCUGGACACCUUUUUUUGUGGUCCACAUUACCAGGGCUCUCUGCAAGUCCUGCGCCAUUCCCACCCAAGUCAUCAGCACUGUCACUUGGCUGGGUUACGUCAACAGUGCUGUCAACCCCAUCAUUUAUACCAUUUUCAACGCGGAGUUCAGGAACUUCUUCCGCAAAGUCUUGCGCCUCUUCUGCUGAGCCCACCGGAACUGGCGGGGAGAAGGAACGACCAGACUAUUUUUUGUAUAGUUCAUUAAAGAUCUAUUUCUGCCUAAGGCCUGCUGUCUUUGUUGGGAAGGAGGGAAGGAGGAGAGACAGCAGCUGAAGGAUGCUGGUUCCCAGCCCUUUCUAAUAAGGAGUUACAGGUGAGUACCGGUGGAUACAGCUCGGAUACUCUCCCCACUGGAAACUGCAGGCGUAGCCACUUUUUUAACACUUGGCACUUGACAUGAGCAGCAGGAGACACCACAAGACAGC
Messenger RNA from Pygoscelis adeliae (Adelie penguin), 1332 nucleotides. RefSeq names its product dopamine receptor D4 (gene DRD4). The transcript is spliced from 4 exons. Gene Ontology annotation, biological process: adenylate cyclase-inhibiting dopamine receptor signaling pathway; adenylate cyclase-activating adrenergic receptor signaling pathway. Gene Ontology annotation, molecular function: G protein-coupled receptor activity; dopamine neurotransmitter receptor activity, coupled via Gi/Go. The record is from RefSeq and is a predicted model, not a curated record. The annotation marks the transcript as partial. Lineage: Eukaryota; Metazoa; Chordata; Aves; Sphenisciformes; Spheniscidae. Gene Ontology annotation, cellular component: plasma membrane.